AUGAGCGAGAAUGAUGAUUACAAUGACGAAGGUGACGGUGAUAAUUCUGAGAAUGACGAAUCCAUGCCGUGGGCUGCGUUUAAUGCCCAUUUUACGUACGUGAAAGAGGUGGAUGAGAAAAACUUUCUGGCCCGGUGCAAACUGUGUGAUAAGGAUAGGAGGUGUCCAGUAUCAUCGUCCAGCAAUCUAAAGUCCCAUUUGAAGCGGAACUUUCUCGAGUCCUGCUGUGACAUCCUAACCCUACUUUUUCUGUUGCAGCGUAAACAUCACUGGUCUGAGGAAAAACUUCAAGAACUUAGUGUUUGCUCAAAAAAGAAGUCUAAAAAGAACCCUCCCUCUUCCUCAAGCGCUGUCAGUACUGGAGGUGCAAGUGCAAGCAGUAGUGCCACUUCGUUUUUCGAACCACGUCAGACUAAAGCCGUAAAUCAGAAGAAUUUGAAUGAAUUAGUCGACAAGCUUGUUAUUUUUGAGAAUCUGCCACACAGAAUCGUGGAUUCACCCCAUUUCAAGGCUGCUGUGCUGUUUGGUGUACCGGCUGGACAAGAACUGAAGAUAAGCUGCCGGCAAACGCUCCGCAAACGCUUAAAUGGACAUUAUGAGAAAAUGGUAAAGAAUUUAAAAACUGCUCUCUCCGCGGUGAAGUAUGUGGCCACCACGGCUGAUGGAUGGUCAAAAUUUCGUCGCGGGUUCUUGGGCAUGACGGUGACCUGGCUAGACCCAUCAACCAUCACCCGAUCCCACGCCUCUUUGGCCCUCCGACGACUCAAAGGCAGACAUACCCAUGAUCGCCUGGCAGCCGCCAUGUCGGGGAUCCACGCGGAGUUCGACCUGGCUGUCCCAAAGUUGGCCAAGACCAUCACUGACAGUGCGUCCAACUUUCGAAAGGCAUUCAGGGUGUUUUCCGCCGCCCCUCAUGCAGGCCCAAAUGAAG
Frankliniella occidentalis (western flower thrips) is the source of this 931-nucleotide messenger RNA. RefSeq lists its product as uncharacterized. The annotation marks the transcript as partial. Lineage: Eukaryota; Metazoa; Arthropoda; Insecta; Thysanoptera; Thripidae. The transcript has 2 exons. The record is from RefSeq and is a predicted model, not a curated record.